AUGGCUACAUACUAUACUUGCACAACAAAAACAGAAGUGCACUUCUGGGGAAGGGGCGUCGUGGACUGCGGCGGCAUCGACCUGAAGGAGUUCCCGCUGCUGCUGCCCGAGCUGACCAACCACCUCUCCCUGCAGAAUAACCAGAUAGAAGAAAUCUUUCCAGAAGAGCUUGCUCGUCUUUACAGAUUGGAAACUCUCAAUUUGCAAAACAACAGGCUAACUUCAAAAGGGUUGCCAGAGGAAGCAUUUGAGCAUCUGGAGAACCUGAAUUACCUGUACCUGGCAAACAAUAAGCUAACAGUGGCUCCAAAGUUCCUACCUAAUACCUUGAUCAGUGCAGAUUUUGCAGCCAAUUAUCUCACCAAGAUAUAUGGGCUCACAUUUGGACAGAAACCAAACUUGAGAUCUGUGUACCUUCACAACAACAAACUUUCAGAUGCUGGGUUACCUGAUAAUAUGUUCAAUGGCUCUGAUAAUGUGGAGAUACUCAUCAUGUCCAGCAAUUUCUUGAAGUAUGUUCCAAAGAACCUCCCUCCAGCACUGUAUAAAUUACACCUAAAGAACAACAAGCUAGAGAAGAUUCCCAAAGGAGCCUUCAGUGAACUUACAGGUCUGCGGGAGCUGUAUUUACAGAAUAACUACUUGACUAAUGAAGGAAUGGACAAUGAAACUUUCUGGAAAUUGUCUAGUCUUGAAUAUCUGGAUUUGUCCAGCAAUAACCUCUCACAAAUCCCAAGUGGUUUACCUCGUAACAUUGUCCUCCUCCACCUGGAGAAGAAUGCAAUUAAGGUGAUUGGCAGAGAUGUCUUGACCCAAAUUAAGAACCUGGAGUACCUUCUGCUCCACAACAACAAAUUAAAAGCCCGAGGUAUUCACCCUUUAGCCUUCCAUGGCUUAAAGAAGCUGCACACUGUCCACCUGUACAACAACAUGCUGGAAAGGAUUCCCAGUGGGCUGCCCCGGCGUGUGAAAACUCUCAUGAUCCUUCAUAACCAGAUAUCGGAGAUUAACAGGAAUGACUUUGCUACCACUUACUUCCUUGAGGAGCUGAACCUGAGCUACAAUAAGAUCAAAAGUCCCCAGAUCCAUCGGGAGGCCUUCCGUAAACUGAGGCAACUGAAGUCCUUGGAUCUGUCUGGAAACAAUCUCCACACGAUGCCCUUUGGCUUUCCGAAGAACUUGCAGGUUCUGAAGCUGAAGGAGAAUGAGAUAAGCAUCAUCCCCAAAGGGACUUUGUCUGGGAUGACAAAAUUGCGGGAACUGUACUUGAGCAACAAUAAAUUGAAAAUAAAUUCCAUUUAUUCAAGAGCAUGGAGAGAACUUAGCAGCCUCCAGUCACUAGACAUGGCUGGCAACCAGCUGACUGCUAUCCCAUCAGGCCUCCCAGAAUCUCUAGAGUAUCUGUAUCUUCAGAACAACAAGAUCACAACAAUUUCAGAGGAUGCUUUUGAAUCCACACCCAAAAUAAAGGGCAUUUACCUCAGGUUUAAUAAGAUUGCAGUUGGAGCACUGAAGGAAAGUACCUUCCAAAACCUAAAGCACUUGCAGGUUCUGGAUAUUGAAGGGAACCUUGAAUUCAGCAGCAAUUCGAAGAAUAAGGAUGACUCAGAAGAGGAAGUGGAAGAUGAAGAGGAGGAAGAAGAACUGAGAUAAAUGUGAACUUGCACAGGCACAUCAUAUGGGAGGAUAGUGUAUGGAAAACUACAUAUAUGUCUAUGUGUAUAUAUCCAUAUAGAUAUACAGAGAGCACAUAGCAAAAUGUGCAACGAAUUAUGCAGAAGCUGUGGUGGCACUGGGCCAGGCUCAUGGAAGACAGUGUGUUACAGUGCCUUAUUCAGGGAGAGACCCUGAAUGCCUUUCCAAAGCUUCCAAAUCAUCUUAUACAAGACCCAGGAUCAUAAGGGAUUGCUCUGGAACUCACAAAAGCUGGCUUUUGUUUCUUCUGUUUCUCUUCCUUCACUGUUUCCAUCUGUAAUAACAAUAUGGGACUGUUUUGAACACAUGCCUUCGAAUGCUGUUUUUGUCACUGCAUUUUAAGUGAACCAUGUAUAUGCUGCUUUUCUUUUCCUCCACCCCAAAGAAGCUGUUGUUGAUCAGGCAAGAUGGAUAUUUGCAGUAGUUUCAUGUGUGGAGCAGUAUGUGAGGCAUUUUGGUGGUCAAGCAGCAGUAAUAAUUCUGGAUGCAACUAUUCCUCUGUUAAAACAAUGUGUAUAUUUGGAUGAGAAAAACAAAGUAAGGCUGGAUCCCAUAAUAUUUUAUCUAUACUGCCAAAGCUUGCAGUAUAUGCCUGUUUCAGAAAGAUUUUAAGAUAAAACAAUUGCUCUUGUUGAAUAUAUAUAUAUAAAAUUGUGUAUGUCUGGCUUCCA
Molecule: messenger RNA, 2366 nt
Organism: Chaetura pelagica (chimney swift)
Lineage: Eukaryota; Metazoa; Chordata; Aves; Apodiformes; Apodidae
Gene: PODN
Product: podocan
Exons: 11
Coding region: 1-1653 (550 amino acids)
Molecular function (GO): protein binding
Source: RefSeq, a predicted model, not a curated record